Dibothriocephalus latus is the source of this 1305-nucleotide messenger RNA. Lineage: Eukaryota; Metazoa; Platyhelminthes; Cestoda; Diphyllobothriidea; Diphyllobothriidae. The record is from the annotation of a GenBank genome assembly.
AUGAAUCUGCCUCCGAAGCUAUUAAAACUCCUGACACAUCACCAGCACAACUUCUCUAAGCACCUGGAUGACACCCUGCUGAACAGACUAGAAACCUGUCUCUACUGCGCGCACUCCACCCAUGCCUCCUUCUGGAAGGCAUUGGAAGCCAACCACCUUGACGCUGUCUUGGACUCACUCGAACAAUUACCUGAUGAUGACACUGAACUCGCAUGUGGUCUGCUGAAGAUAAAGUUCGCUAUUGUCUGGCACUUUCGCAGAGACCUAGACGACGUGGUUUCAUCAAGAGUCUGCAGCCUACUUGAAAAGCUUCUCACAUCGGAGGAUCCUCUUGUUAUCUGUGCGAGUGAUAUGCCGGAGGAUGCAAUUGAUGGACUACUCUACCACCUCCAAGAUGCUAAAAUCCCAAUAGACCUUUUCCACAUUUAUUUUUGUACCGAGGUUGUUAAGUUCUCCGAGUAUCUCCAGUCUUCGUCUGCAAAUCUUCUUCUGACAAAGUUGUCUUCUCUUGCAGAGGGUAUUUUGCCUGCCUUAAAAUCGACAUUACCACUGGAUGCCCUAGAAGAUUCCCUCUAUAUUCUUCUUGUGCUAUGCCCCUUGUUGUCAGAGGAUCUAGCGGCUAAGGUUUGUGCUGCGGCAUCGUCGCCCUUCAGCAACGGACGCAUUGCGGCCAAAACUCUGAGACGCGCCCUUGCUAACGGCGUCUUACGUGAAUGUCCGCUCUCCGAUGCAUUUGUUACCUCCUGGUACGCCGAAACCCGUUCUGCACUUCAAAGCGCCACAAACGCGGAUCUUUUACGGUUGCUUUCACCACUAGCGUCUUGUCAGACUGACUUCUUGGCUCUGGAUUCCUUCAAUCAGAAGAUUCCCCCUGACUUUUUACAGCUCCUCUGGUCUCGGGCUUUGGUCAAUUUCGACGAAGCAGCCUCGCAGUCCUCCUCGUCGAGCGUUUUACGUGCUUUGUGGAACUUACUGGGAAAGUAUAUCCCACAUGAGCUGCCAGCGUCUAAUGCAAACCGAUUUAACGAAUUGCUACAAAAGCUUAAUGCUUUCCCUGGCCUUCAGGCUCGGUGGUCAGCUCAGGAAUCUGACGUAUUCUGCCUUCUGUUUAUUCAUUCGCAGUUUGAGCCCCAAGCCGAGGCCGCUGCAUUUGACGCUACCUCCGCUAACGUCUCCGCCGCUCCAUCCCACGCCUGUGUAAAGCUGAUUGAGCUGCAGGAACUGGUCAGUCUGCGAGUUUGUGCCAAUCCAGGCGAAAUUUCUAAUGACAGCAUACUCUCCGUGCAGCGGGGUCUCUUUCUCUGU